CCAACGCAGCUUCCCCAUCCACAUCCGCUGCCAGCCUGCCCACCAUCGCCCACCCUCGGACUGUCCACCGGCUGCCUGCAAGCUCCAGCACCCGCUCCGACGCCCCUGCCCCCGCACCGCGCCCUCCUCGCGGCCCGCCCCCCGCCGUCUGCGCAUUCGCCGCUCGCCGGGCACUUCUCCUCCGCCGUACACGCCGUGCACCCCGUGCACGCCAACCGCCCACGAUGAGCGGCAGCAGCGACCCCGAGCGGGACCACGCCCUGGAAGAGUACAAGGGCAAGCUGCUGGAGUCGCGCGAGUGGGAGGCCAAGCUGAAGGCGCUGCGAUUAGAGAUCAAGGGCCUGCAGCACGACUUCGACGUGUCCGAGGACAACAUCAAGGCGCUGCAGAGCGUGGGCCAGAUAAUAGGCGAGGUGCUCAAGCAGCUGGACGAGGAGCGAUUCAUUGUCAAGGCGUCGUCGGGCCCCCGAUACGUCGUGGGCUGUCGGUCAAAGGUUGACAAGCUGAAGCUCAAGCAAGGAACCCGCGUUGCGCUCGACAUGACCACGCUCACCAUCAUGCGCAUGCUGCCCCGCGAGGUCGACCCGCUGGUCUACAACAUGUCGCUCGAAGACCCCGGCCAGGUGAGCUUUGGCGGCAUCGGCGGCCUGAACGAGCAGAUCCGCGAACUUCGCGAAGUCAUCGAGCUGCCGCUGAAGAACCCCGAGCUAUUCCUGCGGGUCGGCAUCAAGCCCCCUAAGGGCGUUCUGUUGUACGGUCCGCCCGGCACCGGAAAGACGUUGCUCGCACGUGCAGUGGCAAGCAGCCUGGAGACCAACUUCCUCAAGGUCGUGUCCUCGGCCAUUGUCGACAAAUACAUUGGCGAAUCGGCGCGCUUGAUCCGUGAGAUGUUCGGCUACGCAAAAGAGCACGAGCCCUGCAUCAUCUUCAUGGACGAGAUCGACGCUAUCGGUGGUCGGCGCUUCUCCGAGGGUACUUCAGCAGACCGGGAGAUCCAGCGAACCCUCAUGGAGCUGCUCAACCAGCUCGACGGUUUCGACUACCUGGGACAAACCAAGAUCAUCAUGGCGACGAACCGGCCGGAUACCCUUGACCCUGCCUUGUUGCGUGCAGGACGCCUGGACAGGAAGAUUGAAAUCCCUCUGCCGAACGAGGCCGGUCGAUUGGAGGUUUUGAAGAUUCACGCAAGCGGUGUGCAGACCGAGGGAGAGAUCGACUUUGAGAGCAUCGUCAAAAUGAGCGAUCAAUUCAACGGAGCUGACCUACGAAAUGUGGUCACUGAAGCUGGUCUGUUUGCGAUCAAGGAUUACCGGGAUGCCAUCAACCAAGACGAUUUCAAUAAAGCUGUGCGCAAGAUGGCCGAGUCGAAGAAGUUGGAGGGCAAGCUGGAAUACCAGAAGUUGUAGAAUGCUUGAUCCUGAAGGGUUACGGGUCGCUGCCCGAACAAGGCUAUCAUGUACCAUAACGAUAACUAUGUAGCAGAACAAAUAUCUGCUUCACGACUUGAACGCUAACACCCGAGGAAUCGCAUCCAUCCUUGUCUCGACGUCCUUGAGUGGGUCUUCACCAAUGGUCCACCUGAGCUCUAUUUCGCCAAAGUAGUUCGGCGUCUCGCUUACUUUGCUGAAGCCUACGCCUUCAAAAAGCUUGGUGCUUCGGACGUUAUCUUUGUGGAUCUUCGCGCGCAGGU
This is a messenger RNA of Paraphaeosphaeria sporulosa, 1690 nucleotides long. Its product is annotated as 26S proteasome subunit P45. Gene Ontology annotation, molecular function: proteasome-activating activity; ATP hydrolysis activity; ATP binding. The coding region runs from base 225 to 1406 and encodes 393 amino acids. Gene Ontology annotation, cellular component: cytosolic proteasome complex; proteasome regulatory particle, base subcomplex. Gene Ontology annotation, biological process: positive regulation of RNA polymerase II transcription preinitiation complex assembly. Lineage: Eukaryota; Fungi; Ascomycota; Dothideomycetes; Pleosporales; Didymosphaeriaceae. The transcript is spliced from 3 exons. The record is from RefSeq and is a predicted model, not a curated record.